GAGGGUCUGCAGGCUGUGAGUGAAGGGGCGGCGAGUUCCUGAUCCCUUUUCCAUCUUCCAGAAUGAUCCCGGACUGGCACAGCUCCUUGAUCCUCACGGCCUACAUCCUCAUCUUCCUCACUGGGCUCCCUGCCAACCUGCUGGCCCUGAGGGCCUUCGUGAGCCGGGUCCGCCAGCCCCAGCCUGCUCCCGUGCACAUCCUCCUGCUGAAUCUGACCCUGGCGGACUUACUCCUUUUGCUGCUACUGCCCUUCCGGAUCGUAGAAGCAGCGUCUAACUUUCGCUGGUACCUGCCGAAGAUCGUGUGCGCGCUCACGGGCUUCGGCUUCUACAGCAGCAUCUACUGCAGCACGUGGCUGCUGGCGGGCAUCAGCAUGGAACGCUACCUGGGAGUGGCCUUCCCCGUGCAGUACAAGCUAUCCCGCCGGCCCCUGUACGGAGUGAUCGCCGCUCUGGUGGCCUGGAUCAUGUCCUUCGGCCACUGCACCAUCGUCAUCAUCGUUCAGUACCUGAACUCAACCGAGCCUGUGGGCACUGAGAACCAAAUAACGUGCUAUGAGAACUUCACCCAAGAGCAACUGGAUGUGGUGCUGCCUGUGAGGCUGGAGCUGUGCCUGGUCCUAUUCUUCGUCCCCAUGGCAGUCACCAUCUUCUGCUACUGGCGCUUCGUGUGGAUCAUGCUCACGCAGCCCCAUGUAGGGGCUCAGAGGAGACGCAGGGCGGUCGGCCUGGCUGUGGUGACGCUUCUUAAUUUUCUGCUGUGCUUCGGACCUUACAAUGUGUCCCACUUGGUGGGGUUCUACCUGCGGCAGAGCCCUCCGUGGCGAGUGGAGGCUGUGGUAUUCAGCUCCCUCAAUGCCAGCCUGGACCCGCUGCUCUUCUAUUUUUCUUCCUCCGUGGUGCGCAGAGCUUUCGGGAAAAGUUUGCUAGUGUUCCGCAAACCCGGCUCCUCGGUGUUGGGCAGAGGAGCCAAAGAGACAGUGGAGGGGACCAGGAUGGACAGGGGUGGGAGUCAAACAGAGGGGGUGCCGAGCUCCGAUUUCAUCACUGAGUAGAGAGUCCUCCGAACCUUCCCCAGUCUCUGAUCACCCAGAAGUUGGGCUGGCUAGCAGAGCGCCUGGAACUUGGUGAAAGAUAAAAAAUAAAAAACAAAGACAUUCCCCAACCACGGUCCACUACUCUCUCAGCUUGGCAUAACUGCUUGUCUGGAUUUUCCUGCUACAAGAUACAAGAAGAAAUGGCUACAGCCCUAAAAUAAGUGGGGCCAGGUCCUCAGAAGCGGGGUGUCUAAUAGGAGGGCAUUUUGAAAAGUAAUCUUCCUUCAAGCUUAGAAACACCACCCAGAGACAGUGGUCUGGCUGGUGAUGCUGCAAAGAAGCCAUUGAAAAACGAUUGGGGGAAACCGGUGGGAAGAAAAGAAAAGCCCCGCCAUGGGAGGGACUGGCGGGGAGGACAGGGGCUGCAUCUCUGGUGAGCUUCACCUCUCUAUAUCCCUUCGAGCUGUCCCUUUGUAAGUGUGCUUUGUUGAUUUUCGCGUUUUGGCCUUGUCGCCACUGUUACACUGGGGUCUGGGUUGCACGUCUGUCCCCAGUGUCCUCCCACCCAGGCUAGGGUGUGUCUUGGUACCCUCAGUCUGACGUAGACACUGACCUGCACGGGAGGACAGAAAACCCAGUCUGGUCUGGUCUGGCAGGUUGAAAAUAAAGAUGAUGGCCGCCGCCUAACGCAAAUGCUCACAGCUUUUGGCACUGGUCUCUAUGACCCAGGGAAGGGGGGAUGGCGG
Messenger RNA from Microtus oregoni (creeping vole), 1783 nucleotides. RefSeq names its product free fatty acid receptor 2 (gene Ffar2). Bases 63 to 1055 code for a protein of 330 amino acids. The record is from RefSeq and is a predicted model, not a curated record. Gene Ontology annotation, biological process: cellular response to fatty acid; G protein-coupled receptor signaling pathway. Gene Ontology annotation, molecular function: G protein-coupled receptor activity. Gene Ontology annotation, cellular component: plasma membrane. Lineage: Eukaryota; Metazoa; Chordata; Mammalia; Rodentia; Cricetidae. The transcript has a single exon.